Zootermopsis nevadensis is the source of this 1919-nucleotide messenger RNA. RefSeq names its product Trimethyllysine hydroxylase (gene Tmlh). The record is from RefSeq and is a predicted model, not a curated record. NCBI's taxonomy places the organism in Eukaryota, Metazoa, Arthropoda, Insecta, Blattodea, Termopsidae. Gene Ontology annotation, biological process: carnitine biosynthetic process. Gene Ontology annotation, molecular function: trimethyllysine dioxygenase activity; iron ion binding. Gene Ontology annotation, cellular component: mitochondrion.
GAAACAAGCAGAAAUCGUCACCAUUGGCAUCAGGGGAACUUUGGAACUUAACACGCGAUAUGUUUUCGUCAUUUUCCGUUCCCCCCUCUUCUUAUUGGAAGAACGACGCAACGCAGUUGGUUUCAUUUGUGCACUGUUAGUGAUGAAGGAGAAUAAUUAAGAAAAGCUGUCCACUGACAUAUCAUCUACUAAGCGUUAGUCAAAAGGACCUCAUGAUGAAAAGACAACUGUUUCAUCGUAUUUUGAGGCACACGCUAUUAAAUAAUGAACAUAAAUCUCUUUAUUCUCUGCCUCUGCUACAAUGGCACUGUAGAACGCAAGACUGUGAGGCGGUGUGUCUAAAAUCGACACAUGCGAAACACAACACAGGCCACAUGAACAUCCAACAAACAUAUUUGGAAUUAUGCAAUCCGUCUUGGCCGGAUUCCCUCAAACUAAACUAUGUAUGGCUACGGGAUCACUGCCGCUGCAACAACUGUUACAACCAUACAACAAAGCAAAGGAACUGUGAUCUGCUGGACAUCCCACUAAACAUUCAACCUCGAAGCAGUACAAUGGAAGGAGACAAACUCAUUAUAGCAUGGCCAAACGGACACAACUCCGAGUACGCACUUGAGUGGCUGUGGAAGAACAGUUACAAUGGAUUAAAAUAUUCACACAUAUACGACCCUAAACUGUGGGACAAGCAGAGCAUGGAAUCAGGCAACAUUGCACGAGUGGACUUGUGUCAGUAUAUGAACACAGAAAAAGGUGUUUAUGAUGUUAUCAAGUCUAUUGUGGAUUUUGGUAUUGGAAUUGUAAAAAAUGUACCCGCAACAGUGGAAGCCACGGAGAAAGUUGUGCAACAAAUCGCACAUGUUCAGCAUACCAUGUUUGGUGGCAUGUGGGAGUUCAGUGAUCAUCUUGUUCAUUAUGAUACCGCUUACACACACCAGGCCUUAGGAGCGCACAACGACAACACCUACUUCACUGAAGCUGCAGGGCUGCAGGUUUUCCACUGCCUGCACCAUAAUGGAGGAGGAGGUGAGACUUUGCUAGUGGAUGGAUUCCGAGCAGCCUAUGAUCUGAAACAGACACAUCCUGAAAGCUUCAAGCGGCUCAGCACAUUACCCAUUGAAGCCGAGUACCUGGAGGCUGGAAAACAUUAUGUCAAUGUGGACUCCAUGUUUAAACUACAUCCCCUUACUAAGAAGCUGCAACAGAUAAGGUUCAAUUUAUAUGACAGGGCACCAAUGAGAACAUUGCCAGCUGAACAGAUUCAUCAGCUAUAUGAAGAUAUUCACCUACUUGCUGCAAAAGUGAAGGAUCCAGAAGGGGAAUGGUGGCUUAAACUCCAUCCUGGCACGGUUCUGUUUAUUGACAACUGGCGAGUUCUUCAUGGGCGAGCAUCCUACACAGGUCUCAGGAAGAUGACAGGCUGUUAUGUAGGCCGAGCUGAUUAUGUCAGUAAAGCUAAAGUUCUUGGAAUUAUAUAGUGUCCUUGCAUACGACAAAUGGCAGAAAAAGAGGACAACAUACUGCUGUUGAGAUACUAGCUGGUGAUUGUAUUUUAGCAUAUUAUAAAUGCAAGAUCCCAUUUACUUUUUGCAGAAGUAAAUUUCAAAUUUGAAGAAAGAUAUCUAAUUAUGAAAGUCAUGUACAAUUUUCACAAAUAUGUUUUAUAUAUCUUACAAAAUGAACACAUAUAGGGACAUCACACCAAUUUGUUUAUCCAAAUGUUUAAUCUCUUAAACUAGUGAAUGGACUUACGUUUUGUUCAUAUAAGCUCAACAUAAUCCCAUCAUUACAAGAAUACCACAUCAAACUUUAUAAAUAUUCUCAAACUGUGCAAAAGUUUUGUAUAAAAAUACACUGUCAUUAAGAUCUAUAACUUUUAUUUUAAAAGUAUUCAGUGAAUAUUAAACAAUGUGCAAGGACAA